UCCGGAAGUGGGGGCCGCCGCCCGGCGGAAUCCCGGCCUGGCGCGGUGGGCGUGAGUUUACUGCGGACCCCAGGAUGGCACAGGAGCAGGGGCUUGCUCCGCCUCCGAGUUCCCCGACACUUCUGGAUACUCUGCUGCAGAACCUGUACGACUUUGGAGAAACAGAAGAAACAGAACAGAAGAAGAUCAGAAAGAAAAGAGAAAACAAGAAAAAAGACGGGAGUUCAGUAGCAUCCUUGGUAGUAGAGAAAGCUCCCCUGCCUGGCUCGCUCCUAAGAAGCCAGAAGAAGAAUGCCUCUAGCUUUUUCGAGGAACUCCGAGAAGAGCUGCACUGUGCUCCUGCUGUCACCUCUCCAGAUGUACCCUCAGGACCAGAAGUCCCUGCUGCUGCGCUAUCUUCCUCUCCCACGAAGAAAACAAGGGAUCGAGUAGAAGUGGUAGAAUUUCACAGCAGACACAAAAAAAGAAAGCUGAAACAGGCACAAGAUGGGAGCACAAAGGCCAAAACUAGUGUCCUCGAGAAAGAUGUGGAUGUGCAAGAAUUUAAUCUAGAAAAGGCUCGUUUGGAAGUACACCGGUUUGGAAUCACGGGUUAUGGAAAAGGAACAGAAAGAGUCCUGGAGCAGGAACGUGCCAUUAUGCUGGGUGCUAAACCUCCCAAAAAUACUUAUGUGAAUUACAAGGUUUUGCAGGAACAAAUCAAAGAAAAACAGGCAGCAAAGGAAAAAGAAAAGAAAAUGGCCCAGGACACAGAUAUUUUCAAGAAAAAGAAGAAGAAAGGGCAAGAAGAAAGGAAAUCCAAAAAGAAGAAGUCAGCUCCCAGUAUUUUGUCAAGUGGACGGGCUGGACAAGUUGGAAAAUUCAAAAAUGGAACAUUGAUUCUGAGCCCAAGUGAUAUCAAGAAAAUAAAUUCUUCAAGAGUAGCAAAAUGAAGUAUUUUAUUAGAUAAAAAGAGGAAUGGCAACUAGCCACUGUGCUGGCCUGGACCCUUGCAAGACUUCUAGACUACUUUUAAUUCAUGUUUCAAAGACUGCUUUCUCCUAAGGGGAAAAGUCAAAUAGAACUAACAUUUCUAGUUGCUGAAGUGUCUGUUUUAAGGCACUGAACAAUUGGACCAUGUGCAGCAGGAGUGUUAAGUAAACCCACUGAAAAACAUUUGAAUAUUCUCCAGCAAGUUUCACUUUUCAUUUCUUGUUCACUGAAGUUUGAUACAUGUGACUGUAAUAAGAUUUUUCAUAAUUUUACUGUUUUGAAAACAUUAGUAAUAAACAUUAAA
Lepus europaeus (European hare) is the source of this 1276-nucleotide messenger RNA. It is a transcript of the gene FSAF1, whose product is annotated as chromosome 14 C1orf131 homolog. The transcript has 7 exons. The record is from RefSeq and is a predicted model, not a curated record. Bases 75 to 932 code for a protein of 285 amino acids. Lineage: Eukaryota; Metazoa; Chordata; Mammalia; Lagomorpha; Leporidae.